GCGCACGAGAGCUACCGCCAGGACACCGCGCUCGUCAUCGCCGCGCGCAAAGGAUUCCUGGACAUGACAGAGCAGCUGUGUGAGGCGGGGGCCGAUAUACAGGCCUUCAACGUCCGCCAGGAUUCCGCCCUCCACGUGGCCGCCAGCGGAGGACACGUGGAUGUCCUCCUCUGCCUCCUGGACCACCGCGCCAACCUCAUGGCCAGGAACAGGUACGGCGCUACGCCGUGGGACGCGGCGCAGGAGAGCGGCACAGCAAACGCUAGGAUCUGUGCUGACAUCCUGUACACCCGUCACUGCCUGCUGCACGACGGGUGACUUUCCUGUACACCCGUCACUGCCUGCUGCACGACGGGUGACUUUACACCCGCCACUGCCUGCUGCACGACGGGUGACUUUACACCCGUCACUGCCUGCUGCACGACGGGUGACUUUACACCCGUCACUGCCUGCUGCACGACGGGUGACUUUACACCCGUCACUGCCUGCUGCACGACGGGUGACUUUACACCCGUCACUGCCUGCUGCACGACGGGUGACUUUACACCCGUCACUGCCUGCUGCACGACGGGUGACUUUACACCCGUCACUGCCUGCUGCACGACGGGU
Molecule: messenger RNA, 609 nt
Organism: Hyalella azteca
Lineage: Eukaryota; Metazoa; Arthropoda; Malacostraca; Amphipoda; Hyalellidae
Product: ankyrin repeat domain-containing protein 1-like
Exons: 4
Coding region: 64-318 (84 amino acids)
Molecular function (GO): protein binding
Source: RefSeq, a predicted model, not a curated record